GAGGGUCAGCCGGUGUAUCCCUCCGAAAAAUCCGCAGCCACACUUUCACUUCACGAGUUUUCGUUCAAGCACGCGGCAUCGCCAGUGGGAAGUCUGAUUCUGCAAAAGAAGUUUUUAUUCUGUGACUUUUGUAAGAAGUUAAUCAACUAAAGCAAAAUGGGCAAGGAUUUCGAUGCUAUGGGAUUCGUCAAGGACUUCGCUGCCGGAGGUAUCUCCGCAGCUGUCUCAAAGACUGCCGUCGCUCCCAUCGAGCGUGUGAAGCUGCUUCUGCAGGUUCAGCACAUCUCGAAACAAAUCAGCCCCGAUAAGCAAUACAAGGGUAUGGUUGAUUGCUUUAUCCGCAUUCCAAAGGAACAGGGUUUUAGCUCGUUCUGGCGUGGUAACUUGGCCAAUGUCAUCAGAUACUUCCCAACCCAGGCCCUGAACUUUGCCUUCAAGGACAAGUACAAGCAGGUCUUCCUGGGUGGUGUUGACAAGAACACCCAGUUCUGGCGUUACUUCAUGGGUAACCUGGCCUCCGGCGGUGCUGCUGGUGCCACUUCUCUGUGCUUUGUCUAUCCCUUGGACUUUGCCCGUACUCGCUUGGCUGCUGAUACUGGCAAGGGUGGACAGCGUGAAUUCACCGGUCUGGGCAACUGCUUGACAAAGAUCUUCAAGAGUGACGGCCUCGUUGGCUUGUACCGCGGCUUCGGUGUGUCUGUGCAGGGUAUCAUCAUCUACCGUGCCGCAUACUUCGGCUUCUACGAUACCGCUCGCGGCAUGUUGCCCGACCCCAAGAACACACCCAUCUACAUCAGCUGGGCCAUCGCCCAGGUUGUGACAACCGUCGCUGGUAUUGUGUCCUAUCCAUUCGAUACCGUGCGUCGUCGCAUGAUGAUGCAGUCUGGUCGCAAGGCCACCGAGAUCAUCUACAAGAACACAAUUCACUGCUGGGGCACCAUCGCCAAGCAGGAAGGUACUGGUGCCUUCUUCAAGGGCGCCUUCUCCAACGUUCUCAGAGGCACUGGCGGUGCUUUCGUGCUUGUGUUGUACGAUGAGAUCAAGAAGGUCUUGUAAAUUAAAUUAUUAAAUUAUUCAACCAACAAAAUACAACAACAAACAACAUACAAACAAAACAACAACAACAAACAAAACACUACCAGCUAAUUAUAUUAGAUAAACUGAACAGAGAAGAGAACGGAGUUUGAUCUGCAAAACAACAUCUAGCCAGAACAACGGCAUGCAAUAACCCUUUUCCUUCCUGCCCCUCGCCACCCCCCACCCCCAAAAUAUAAUUACGAAAUUAUAUGAUAUAGAAUAACUGGGAUAAAAUAAUUGAUAAUUGAACGAUGGCCAGAAUCAAUAGAACACCAACAGCAGCAACAACAACAGCAGAAGCAGAAGCAACAACAUCGGCUGGAGAGGAGGAAGAGGCUGUGAGGUAAAGCUCACGAGACACACGGACAAACGAACGAAUCAAUAAGCGACAAUAUUGAAUAGUAUUGUGUUAAGUUUUGUGGGUUAGGUUAUAGUCGAUCUUGUAUCCUGUGUCCUGUGUCCUGUUUCCCGCAUCGAUUGUGUGCGUAGACGUGAAUCGUGUUUUGCCGAGCCAGCCCAGCCGCCAUCUCUCGAGCCACAAACCAGAAUGUUGGCAAUAGCGAGGGCACCAUACCAAGAAUCGUACCGAACACCAGUAUUCUGAUUCUUUCGCCUCCUGCUAGCCAGCAACAAACAACAAAC
Messenger RNA from Drosophila guanche, 1719 nucleotides. Its product is annotated as ADP,ATP carrier protein. Gene Ontology annotation, molecular function: ATP:ADP antiporter activity. Lineage: Eukaryota; Metazoa; Arthropoda; Insecta; Diptera; Drosophilidae. The coding region runs from base 157 to 1056 and encodes 299 amino acids. The transcript has 4 exons. The record is from RefSeq and is a predicted model, not a curated record. Gene Ontology annotation, biological process: mitochondrial ATP transmembrane transport; mitochondrial ADP transmembrane transport. Gene Ontology annotation, cellular component: mitochondrial inner membrane.